GAGGGCGAGGCCAGGGCCCGCCCGCCGCGACGCCCCCUUCCCAGCCUGCCCUCCGCGCCGCCGCCGCCGCCAGUGCCGUGUCGGUGAGGGGGAUUCAAGACUCGAGAGGAGCCCGCUCGCUGGCUGGCGCUUCUCUCCGCCCUUCUUCCCGCCAGGCCCGCCGCGCUGCCAGGAGCUCUCCCGGCCCGCCAAGCUGGCCUCGGCCUCUUCCGAAAGCGAAGCCAUGGAGGAGCCCAGCACGACGGGCGGCCCCAACGAGAAGAAAAGGAUUAGCUCAGAAAGGAGAAAAGAGAAGUCUAGAGAUGCAGCCAGGUGCCGGAGGAGCAAGGAAUCGGAGGUGUUCUAUGAGCUUGCUCAUCAGUUGCCUCUUCCCCACCAUGUGAGCGCACAUCUCGACAAAGCCUCAAUUAUGAGGCUAACUAUCAGCUAUCUGCGCAUGAGAAAGCUGCUUGAUGCAGAUGACCUGGAAGCAGAAGCUGAAAUGGAGACACAGCUGAAUUGUUUUUACUUAAAAGCUCUUGAUGGAUUUGUCAUGGUUCUCUCAGAGGAUGGGGAUGUGAUCUACCUGUCUGAAAAUGUGAACAAGUGUAUGGGACUCACACAGUUUGAGUUGACUGGACACAGUGUGUUUGAUUUCACUCAUCCGUGUGACCACGAAGAACUGAGAGAAAUGCUCACCCACCGGAAUGGUCCUGUGAAAAAGGGGAAGGAGCAGAAUACAGAACGUAGCUUUUUCCUCAGAAUGAAGUGUACGUUGACCAGCAGAGGAAGAACUGUCAAUAUAAAAUCUGCCACAUGGAAGGUGCUUCAUUGCACAGGGCACAUUCGUGUCUAUGACAGUUGCAAUAAUCAGACAGCGUGUGGGUAUAAAAAGCCUCCCAUGGCAUGUUUGGUGUUAAUCUGUGAACCUAUCCCUCAUCCGUCAAAUAUCGAAGUCCCCCUGGACAGCAAGACGUUCCUCAGCCGCCACAGUCUCGACAUGAAAUUUUCAUACUGUGAUGAAAGGAUUACAGAACUGAUAGGGUAUGACCCUGAAGAGCUCUUGGGUCGCUCCGUAUAUGAAUACUAUCAUGCCUUAGACUCUGACCAUCUGACCAAAACACAUCAUGACAUGUUUGCUAAAGGUCAAGUGACGACUGGGCAGUACAGAAUGCUUGCUAAGCAAGGGGGCUACGUCUGGGUUGAGACUCAAGCAACGGUUAUCUACAACACUAAGAAUUCCCAGCCACAAUGCAUCGUGUGCGUGAACUAUGUCUUGAGUGGCAUUGUGCAGGGAGACUUGAUUUUUUCACUCCAGCAAACUGAGUGCAUGUUGAAGCCAGUGGAUUCUCCUGAAAUGCAAAUGACCAAAGUAUCGGGCAAGACUGACGUGGAUGAUAAAAACAGCCUCUUUGAGAGACUGAAGAAGGAGGAGCCAGACGCAUUGACCUUCCUUGCCCCUGCAGCCGGAGACACCAUUAUAUCAUUAGAUUUUGGCAAUGAUGAGUCUGAUGAGCAACAGUUUGAGGACGUUCCUUUGUAUAAUGAUGUAAUGCUCCCCUCAUCCAGUGAGAAAUUGCAGAGUAUAAAUUUGGCAAUGUCCCCACUACCUGCUUCUGAAGCGACACAGCCACUCCGUAGCAGUGCUGACCCAGCACUCAAUAGAGAGGUGGUGGCCAAGCUGGAGCCCAGCCCAGAGCCCUUAGACCUGGCUUUUGCUGCCCGUCAGACCCAAGAGCAGCCAGCCACACCUUCGGAUGGAAGCACCAGCCAAAGCUCACCUGAGCCUAAUAGUCCCAGUGACUACUGCUUUGAUGUGGAUAACGAGAUGGCCAGCGAGUUCAAGUUGGAACUGGUGGAGAAGCUCUUUGCAAUAGACCCAGACUCGAAAUACCCGUUCUCUACGCAGGAAACUGAUUUAGAUUUGGAAAUGUUGGCACCCUACAUCCCUAUGGACGACGACUUCCAGUUACGCUCGUUUGAUCAGCUUUCUCCACUUGAGAGCAGCUGUGCAAGUUCUCCUUCCACCAUGGCCCCUGUUACCAGAUUGCAGUCGGCUCUGCCAUCAACUACCACGGACAAGAUAAAGUCUGUGACCGCCAAACAAGGGGAGGACUCAAAGAUGCUCGUAGCUCCCAUUCAUAUCGCUAUAGAAACCACUAGCGCCCCUGCAUCGCCCUAUGCAGAGACUCCAAGUCGGACAUCCUCCCCAGUUCGAGCAGGAAAAGACACAAUAGAGCAGAAAGAGAAAUCAAAUCCAGGAACGCCAAGCUUAUUAACAGUCACGUUGGGCAAAAGUAGGUCAACUGCAGCGAAUGAAGAAAUCAGUCCAAAGAUGAUAGCUUUGCAUAAUAUUCAGAGGAAACGAAAGAUGGAGCAGGAUGGCCUGCUUUUCCAAGCAGUGGGAAUCGGCACAUUACUGACGCAGUCAGACAGUCCUGGAGCAAAUGUGUCACUGGCUUGGAAACGUGUAAAAGGAUGCAAAUCCAGUGGACAGAAUGAGGUGGCAAAGACAGUCAUUUUAUUACCAUCAGAUAUAGCAAGUAAACUUCUAGGGCAGUCAAUAGACGAGAAGGGGCUCCCGCAGCUUACCAGCUAUGACUGUGAAGUGAAUGCUCCCAUACAAGGCAACCGAAACCUUCUACAAGGCGAAGAGUUGCUCAAAGCCCUGGAUCAAGUCAACUGAGCUUCUUUUCCCACAAUCGCUGUCCUGUUUUCUUGGACACUGGUGAUUCACCAUCUAAAAGCAGUCUAUUUAUAUUUUCUAUAUCUGAUUUUAGAAGCCUGGCUACAAAUACUGCACUAAUUCAGUUAGUUUGGUUCUGAUCCCUUUUUUUUACUUUUGGACAGUCUCUCUUUAAAGAAAAAGAAAAUAGGGGGGAAAGUUCACAAUAACUCUGCUAAUGAUGCGUUUUUCAUAGACAAACCUUUGGUACAUAAAGUCCAGUACCUUUUUAGGACACGCUUGCAAUUAUAGCUUUGAAGUAGGCACCUAUUUUGGGUUGUUUUAAAGAAGUAUUUAUUAUUUUUUAAUUUUGACCAGGAAUUUGUCAUUGAAAAGAUUUUUAACCAUGAGGCAACACCACAGAGAAACUGGUUUAGUCUUCUGUCGUGUGGUCUGUCAUUGUUUGACGCUAGUAUCUACUGUGUUGUGCUCUGAUGUCUGGACAAGUUUUUACUUACUUUACCUUUUUAAGAUGAUAAACAUUGCUUUGCAGCAGUGCAUUUGUAGCCACAAUCGCACAAUAUAUUUUCUUAAGAAAAUAAAAAGAAAAUACCAGCAGUUCCUCAUGCAAUAUUCUGCAUUUAUAAAGCUAGUUUUUAAGGAGAACUUUUUAAAAAGAUUUUUUUGGUUCCUCUUGUUUGUUUUUUGCCUGUGAAAUCAUGUUGAAAUUUGGAGUAAUACUGUUGUGUGUUGUCAUGUUAUACAACAAGAGAGUUCUUAAAUGCUGUAUUAACGUCCAAGUGUGGUUAGGGGAAAGGAAGGGUUUAAUCUUGAGAGGUUAGCAACAUUUGAGGCCUUUUAGUUUAGAAAGGAAGGCUUCAGAGGUUAUAAAAUUAUGCGUGGUGUGGAGGAAGAUGCAUUUUUCCUCUCUCAUUGGCUCGCCCAAUUAAAUGGGUUGGUAUACAGUUCAGGUCAGACAAAAGGAAGUUAUUGCUCAAACAAUGCAUUAAUCCACUGCCACAAUGUGGUGAUAGCCACUGGCUUAAAUAGCUUUUUAAAGUAUUAGAAAAACAAUGGCUGUUAGCCAAGAUAAUGAAACAGAACCUCCAGAAAGACAGUGUAAUUCUGAAUAAGAGUUUUCUGGGAGACCAGGAGGGCAGAGCUCUUGCUUUUGGCUUCCUGGAAGCAUCUGGCUGGACUAGAUGGACCCUUGGUCUGCUCCAGCAGGGCUGCUCUUAUGUUCUUUAUGUGGCUAAAAGAGAUUUUUGAUGUGUUUUUUUAAUAAGUAGUCACUUUGCCAGAGCAGAGAGAAUCUCCCAGUCUCCCCCCCCCCCAUAGCUGUGAAAGUUCAUGCUAAUAUUGUGAACCUAAUAACUGAAUCGUAAGUGUUCCAAUUACCUUGUUUGGUAGAGGUGGUAUUUCAAGCAAAUUGUAAAACAUCCUGCCUUGUUAGCAGAGUUGCUCAGUAAUACUUGAUGUUUUUGUUUUUUUGCACCUUGUUGCUAUUAACAUCCAUAUGUUCUAUUUUAUUUUAUUUUAUUUUAUUUUUUGUUUAAGCAUAGAUUUCAGUAGUGCUGAAGAUAUUUUAGGAUUUUUUUAAAUUUAGGGAAUAUGUCACACAAUCCUCUUAUUUUCCUCCUUGUGCUGUAUAAUAUCCCUCCCACCCACCCACGCACACUCAUUCUCUCCCCCUCCCCUUCGUGGUUGGCUCUAACACUAACUGUAUUGUGUUAUUACAUCAAUAAACUAUCCGUGGACCAGG
This is a messenger RNA of Hemicordylus capensis (graceful crag lizard), 4406 nucleotides long. RefSeq names its product hypoxia inducible factor 1 subunit alpha (gene HIF1A). The record is from RefSeq and is a predicted model, not a curated record. Bases 224 to 2665 code for a protein of 813 amino acids. NCBI's taxonomy places the organism in Eukaryota, Metazoa, Chordata, Lepidosauria, Squamata, Cordylidae. Gene Ontology annotation, biological process: cellular response to hypoxia; regulation of transcription by RNA polymerase II. The transcript is spliced from 15 exons. Gene Ontology annotation, cellular component: nucleus. Gene Ontology annotation, molecular function: DNA-binding transcription factor activity, RNA polymerase II-specific; RNA polymerase II transcription regulatory region sequence-specific DNA binding; protein dimerization activity.